Magnolia sinica is the source of this 473-nucleotide messenger RNA. Its product is annotated as peroxisomal nicotinamide adenine dinucleotide carrier-like. Gene Ontology annotation, molecular function: AMP transmembrane transporter activity; NAD transmembrane transporter activity; coenzyme A transmembrane transporter activity. Gene Ontology annotation, cellular component: peroxisomal membrane. The record is from RefSeq and is a predicted model, not a curated record. The transcript has 2 exons. Bases 77 to 403 code for a protein of 108 amino acids. Lineage: Eukaryota; Viridiplantae; Streptophyta; Magnoliopsida; Magnoliales; Magnoliaceae.
CUUUGACUCAACUCUAGUUUGACUUUUCUGGUUUUUAAACUAUGGCCAUUCUCAUGUUUUGCAAAAUGUUAUACUGAUGCUCAAGCGGAGGAUUAUAGGCCCCUUGUAUAAUGUUAUACUGAUGCUCAAGCGGAGGAUUUUUGGUUGUUCGCAUGUAAGCAACCCUUCCAUGCAAUUCAUGCUGUAUGAGACCAUGUUGAAGCAGCAGAAGGAAAGACGCACCUUGAGUAAGAAAGCCACAAAAGGAGUGACUGCAUUGGAGGUAUUUCUUCUUGGAGCUGUUGCUAAACUUGGGGCGACUGUUGUGACUUAUCCCCUGCUUGUUGUGAAGGUAACUGAUUUUGCCUUGUCUUUCAGCCAUUUACCACAUGAUGCAACUUUUUCCAUGUGUUUGUCUUUUUAGUUUUAAAUUUUUUCUGCUUGCUUCAAUGAUAAUAUGAGGAUGUAUUUAUGUGGUAUGAGCAGUUUUCUUG